Messenger RNA from Pomacea canaliculata, 6499 nucleotides. RefSeq names its product endoplasmic reticulum membrane sensor NFE2L1-like. NCBI's taxonomy places the organism in Eukaryota, Metazoa, Mollusca, Gastropoda, Architaenioglossa, Ampullariidae. Gene Ontology annotation, cellular component: nucleus. Bases 365 to 3127 code for a protein of 920 amino acids. The transcript is spliced from 12 exons. Gene Ontology annotation, biological process: regulation of transcription by RNA polymerase II. Gene Ontology annotation, molecular function: DNA-binding transcription factor activity, RNA polymerase II-specific; RNA polymerase II cis-regulatory region sequence-specific DNA binding. The record is from RefSeq and is a predicted model, not a curated record.
CUCGAUUGUGCUGAAUCACAUUGUCAGUGGCUGGCAGAACUUUCGAGACGAAAUUUUAUUUCGGUGGUAUUGAGACUGUGUACAAACAUUUAUUUUGGAGUCAUGGAUACAGAUUAAUUGUCCUUGAAAAUAGAAUGGCGCUUGUCUGUGGAUUGAACAGAAUAAUACACCGAGAUAAAUUGAUUUACCGCCUGGAUUGACAGGGAUCCAACGCGGCACGCUGAACGCUGCCAUCACAAGGCUCCUAUUUUUAGACUAAACCAGUUGCCUUCGUCAGGAAACAGUGCUUUUGAACAAAAUUUCUUUUGUACAAUAGAUAUUGAGAAGUGAAAACAAGAUUUUGUGAUAUUCAAAAGCUACGAUCAUGAUAAAAGAGUAUUUCAGCGACGGAAUUCUUCAGAUCGCUAUCAUUUUAAGUCUUCUGAGAACAGAUUUGAAUAGCUUUCAUUUUCCGAACAAUGAACUCCUCAGUUAUCCUGAAGUUCAGGAUAUCUUGCAGGGACAGACAGUGGGCUAUUUACCCACAAAUUUUCAUAAUCAUUACAAUACGUUAAACAGCAUAGGUGGAUCACUACAUCCCAAACAUGUAGACAGUGAUUUUUACUUUUCUUCCUUGUUUCGAGAACUAAGACUUUUAUCCAGGUUCCAACGUUUCUCUGGGGUAUCAACAGACAUAGAAGCAUUUCUGGUUAGCGAGUCGACUUUUGGAUUUCCAGCUUCAGUCCAAAGCGGCACAGUUGGAACCACAGUCAACACCAUUAGUGAAAAUGAACAGAAUGGAGAACAUAGUGACUCUCAGAGCCAGGUUCAACAACAGCUGCUGUCUGAUAUAUCACAUAACAAUAAUGCAGAGAGCACAAUACUUUGUGAUUCUGACAGUGAUAUUGCCUUUCAUUCACCAUUCCCUGGAUGUGAUCUUACCAAAGAGGAUCUUGAUCUCAUUGAUGUUCUUUGGAGACAAGAUGUGGAUCUUGGUGUAGGGAAGGAGGUCUUUGAUCCAGGACUACGGCGUGAACUUGAACGAGAACGGGAGCUUGAGCUACUAAAGGAAGCUGAAAAGAGAAAAGAGGCAGAUAAGCAACAGCAAGACAAACAAAGACAAGCCCAUCUAUGGCUUACUCAGAAUUUUAUGAGAGAUGGAGAAACAGGUGAAUGGGUGCCAUUAGCAGGUGCGGAGAGUUCAGCUGUCUUUUCCCCGUCAGGACCUCAGACCUCCACCUUCCUUGAAACAGAAGAUCAUCCAGUGUUUACUCUGGAUGAUGCACUAGAAUAUGUGAACCAACACAAUAGUGAGAACCAAACUUACAGUCAGUUUGCUACUGAUACCCAGCAGUUUCAAACGAGUUUGUCAGGGGAGAACAGCUCUUUCACAGUGACUACUUUUCCUGAUCCACCUCAGCAAGAUAAACAGAUUGAGGAAACCUGUCUAGUUAAUCAGUCUCAAAACUACUCAGACUACUCUCAAUUCAACCAGUCAGAUCAGGAUCGCCUUGAACAGAACUGGCAAGAGUUGAUGCAGCUACUUAAUGAAACAACUUUUGCCAACGCAACUGUCGACACUACAUCUGCAGCCAGCAGCACAGCGUCCUCUGCCAUGCCACCUGUUGACACACAGGUGCUGCUGCCACAAACAGUGACCUCAACCAUGAAUGAGGCACACUUGAUGCAGCAGCAGCACUUCAACAUAAACUGUCCACAGCCCAUGACAAUGUUGCAGGAACAGGAUCUGUGCACAUCAACCUCUUUAAAUGAGAGCUGCAUUCUUCCACAACAACAGAACACUCCUUGUGGAGAAAACAGCAUUUUGAUGGGCCUGCUGAAUGAUACGGGAAUGCUUCUGCAGAAUGCCACAAUGCCAGUGGCUUUGAAUAACUCAUCAAGCAACAUCAUGGACCACAACAUUUUGGCUGGAGACUUGGGUUUUGCCAAUGGCAGUACAAACUUUGGCUCAUCUGCCACUUCCGCAGAAUCUUUAGACUGGGAGUCAGGUGAAAUGUUCUUCCAUAAUGUGACUGGGCUGACCAGCUUGUCUUCCGUGGGCUCUUCCACCAUGCUAGAUGCUAGUGACUUUCCUGAAUUUCUACCUGAUGAAGACCUAGACAUUGCCAUCAAUGAAGGUCUAACAAGCAUUCAGAUGCUUGACGAGGCAGAGAGUGAUUCAGCUGUUUCCAUGGGGAGCACUUCACCUCUUCAGGAGUUGAAUGACACAGUAGAGAAUUCUCCUUUUGAUGGUCUUGAGGGUGCAACAGGAGGCAGUGACUAUGAUGCACAUACAGAUGGCUAUGGCCAGCAGAAUGGUCGUACUCACAGUUCCAGUGGUGGCUCAGAGGAUGAUGGUUUUCACUAUAGCUGCAGUUCCUAUGGCUCGCCUGCAUCUGUCCACACAAACUGCUCUACAAACUCCAACGACACUGAUCACUCCAACAGUGGCUCCUCUUCUGUUACAACCACUAGCCACAUCCACCAUAAUCACACUUACCCAACACAGCCAGGACAGACACCACGAGAGGUUAAAAAAUAUGCAAAGAAAGAUGGAUUACACAAGAAAGGUCCAAUCUCUCGUGACCAACGCAAAGCUGAAGAGCUCAAAAUUCCUAUUACAUUUGACACCAUCGUAGAAUCUCCAGUUGAAGAAUUCAAUGAAAUAAUGGCGAAACAUAAGCUGACAGAACAGCAAAUUGCUCUCAUCAGAGACAUCAGGCGUCGUGGAAAGAAUAAGGUCGCUGCCCAGAACUGCCGCAAACGAAAGCUGGAUGUUAUCUACACCUUAGAGGAUGAGAUGACAGAGCUGCAGCGCAUGAGGGACAAGCUGCUGGCUGAGCGAAGCCACAUAGAGGAGCAGACACGACGGGCUAAAGAUGUGUACGGCUCGUUAUACCAACACAUCUUCAGUUCUCUGCGUGAUGAUCAUGGCCAGCCUUACAACCCCAGCCAGUAUUCCCUGCAGCAGUCAAGUGAUGGCAAUGUUUUUCUGGUGCCACGUAACUAUUCAACCACCACCACCACUGCCAUUUCAACCUCGCCUUGUUCCUCCAGCUCUUCUGCUAGGGGCAGGCCUGCCUCUUCACGUAAUUUUGAAGGCAAAGACAAGAACAGUUCACAACAGAAGAAGAAAAACAAGGAGUAAACAGAGAGGUGUUCACUAAGCCAGAGCACCAUGUCGCUGAAACCAUUGGGUCGCACAAUUGUGCAGUGUCAGUCGAUGCUGUUUUCUAUAAAUUUCAUUCUUGGAAGCAGAAAGUUUGCUAACAAAUGUACAUGGGUUUUUUUGUUUGUUUGGUUUUUUGUUGGUUUUUUUUUUUUCGUUUUUUUUUUUUCUUUUGGCUGAAAUUACAGAAAUGAGCUCUCCAUCUGUUUUGUCAUGAUGCAGUGACUGUUAUUUUUCUAUGGGUUCCAAGGUUCUGCCUGCCCUUUUUGUUUAAGGAGUUAGGGGGAACUAGAAAGAGAGCUAGGUGGAGAAAAGCAGUUGCCUUUUUGUCUGACACUUUUUUCGACCAGCUUCCAACAUGGUUGCUGUUUUGAGUCAGACUUUGGAGAGGAAAUUUGAGUCUUUAACUCAGAUAUGCUGUUGUUUGCUUGUUCUUGCAAUAUUUGUUGAACGUUCUCGAAUGUGCAGCAGGCAUCUUCUAAUAAGGGUUAAAUUUUUCAUUUCUGGCAAGCAUAAGCUAGUAGACCUAGUUGUUAAAGCAGACAGAUUUGGGGCUGUUGGGAGUUAGGGAAAACUACAAAAGAUAAAUGGAAUGUUUAUAAAUUUCUCCACCCCUUUGUCUAUGGAAUAUGAUAGUGUACCAUUUGUAUUUCCAUCUUCACAUUUAAGAAAGUAUAUUUUGUGGUUUAGGGUGGAAGGGAAGGCAAUAUGAUGAUUCAUUUCCUUCCGUAUGAUCAACUGAAUGUGUCGGAUUCUGUGUUAGCUCCCUUUCUAGGACGUGUUCUAGAGCUAACAUUUUUCUCAUAAAUCUGUAAACUAAUUGUGAAACAGUAGCAACCAUAAGUUACAUUCACUGUGUUAACUGGCGCUACAUGGCAUCCUUGAACCUUUUUCUUCUUGCCAGGAAAGGAUUGAAAACAGCUGAAAGUACUCAGAGUUGCUGUCGAGGCUAUAUACCUGUGAAAUUCUGACGUUGCAGCACACGUUAGUUAGACAACUGUGUACUACUUUUUAAAGUGCCUCACAUAAGUUGAUCUGAACAUUUGUGAGCUUGCUUGAUGGGACGCAUUGGCUAUACUACAGAUUCACUGCCCUCUUGUUGCUUCAUUCCAUAGACACUGUGAGUGCUGUGGUGUUUGCACCAUUUGUCUUGUUAGACACUCAUGAGUGUUUGCUGUAUCUGUUGCUACUGUUGUUGGUGUGGCUGGGAGAAUGUGGUGGUGUUGGCAUGCCAAUAUUUGUAAAUGGUUUAGGUUGAUCAGAGUGUGUGUAUGGGGGAAUGAGAUUGGUGGUGGGGAUAGAGAACACUUAUGAGGAGAGAGGUAGUGCUUCUCUCUUAAAGAUGGUAUAUGUAAAUCUAUGUUUCAGGUGUUUCUUAUGGAAAAAAAUUUUACCUAUGUUGCAUUUAUAUGAUAAUGUUCAAAUGUUAGAGCAAAAAAGUAACUGGUAACAGUUGAGUAGUGCUGCAUAGCAGUUAAAUUGUAUGCACAUCGUGCAUAAUGUGAUAUUAAGGAUCUUAUUUGUGUUGUAAACAAUUAAAAUAAUGCCAACAUGAUUAUAGAGCAAAAAGAAAAAUGUGCACUUGCUAUUUGUGGUGUCUGAAUUCACAUUUGUGGCACAAAUGGAAUGAGUUCACCAUCAAAAUUGUGCUGUCAAGUAGACAUUUAAAAAAUGAACAGUUGCUUUUGCAUGAUUGAAUGCAUACAAAAGUUGCUGAUAUAAGGUAGGCAGAAAUUUUCAGACAAAAUCUUUUGUAUAGCGUUUAAUUUUCUAUUUUAGGCAUCUCAUUUGUUAAUUUAGUGUGAAGUAAAAGGAGUAAGACAUCAUAUUUGAUGGCUUUGAAUUUCAAAGAUUACAUAUUUUACAAAAUAUGGUAUUUGUAAAUGAUCAGAUAUCAAAUCUGGCUGUGAGGUUAUUUUGCACGUGUGCUUUGCAGUAUGUUUGGUUUGAAAGGCUAUGAAAACAGAGGAGUGUACAAGUUACUGCAGAGUUCAUAUCGCUUUAUAUAUUUGUGCCAUGUCAUCAUCAUUUAGUAUUUAUGUUUCCCUUAAAAAAGGAAAAACUUGUCAAGCACUGCAUUUCAAUUUUUGAAUAGUUGACAAACUAAUUGUCCAUAUAAUAUCUUUCCUUUUUCUGCUUAUAUACAUUAUCAGUAGAGAUAUAAAUAUUUAUCCUCAAAACAACAACAAAAAAAUCAUUGAUUUCAGUACUUCAAGUGUGAGGGUUCUUCAUCCGUUUCAUUGUCCCUUCUAAAAUUUAUGUGUUUUAAUAGUUUGUUUGCUGGGAUUGUUUUCAUGCCUGUAUUUUUAAUAAGUCGUUGGUACAGAGUGUGUUUUCAUUACAAUAUAGUGUACAAAACCUUUUUCUAAUUGUUUUUUUUUUUUUUCAUUUACUGUCUUACCAGAAGGACAGAUAUAAUCAGUUUAAUGUGAUCUCAAGUGCUCGUAUAUGCCUGUGUUUAAAUAGACAUGUGCACUGCUUCCCCUUUCAUUUUUGUGUUAUCUCUUUAGGAAAAUAGUUUUUCCCUCUUGCAAGAUUCUAAUCUUUGAAAAGAAAAGCUAAACCUCCAAUGUUACCUUGAAGGGAUAUAAAAUUUGCAUUAAUGUAUUUGUCAUAUGUUAAUGUGGCUGUUGAAGUUUAGUGGAAAUUUGGGGUUGUUUUUUUUUUAAAUUUUGUUUCCUUUCCCUGUGGUUGGUGGGUGGGCGUGGUUGGUAAGCUAUGGGGUGGAGCAUUAUGUCCAUGUCACUUUCUGUAAACUUUUAACUUUUAUUUUUUUUAUAUUGCAAUAGACUCUUUACAUAUAAUUCUGUUUAUAUAGUAGUAGUAAAGCAUGUAUCUGGGAAAUUUAGUAUUUGCUGUUGAAAUGAGUGAUACUGCAAAAUGUCCAUGAAAAAAAUAUACAUUUCUGCAGUGUUCUUCCUUAGAAUGUGCAAAAUGCCUUUUAAAACAUUGACCUUGAUUGUAUUUUUUAUUUUCUUGUAGGUGGUUUUUAAAAUAAAUUUUGCAGUGUGAUGCAUAAUUAGUCUAGUUUCACUUGAAAUCAUCAGAAGAAACACAUAAAUUUUGUGCUGGAUCUCAUGUUGGUGUUGAUACCUGCAUUGUGAACACAAGUCCCAAAAUUUUCAAAUGUUGAGAGCAUGGCUAGGUGCAUGUUUUCUUUUUAGACAGUGGAACUUUGGAAACACUGUUAGCUGGGUUGUUUGUGGAUGCAAAAUGCAGUGGAAAUGAAAUUAAAUUGAAAAUGCUGUAUAUACUAUUGUGAACAUGUUGACUUUUCAUCAGUACAUUACAGAUCAUACUUUUGAAAAUGUAAGUUGACGGUUUAACAAAAAAAUAAAAAUGCAGAUUAUA